AUGACGAUGAAGACUGUCGAUGGGACGAAUGCCCUAGAUUGUCCCGUACUCACCGACCCAACGAAGCAAAAUGAAGUCUACUCGUACUUGGAGAAUCUCAAGAAAGACAAUGCUGGCUGGCGUCGGUCUGUCGAAAACAUCGUCGGCAAUCUUAUAAGAAACCAUGAGGAGCAUUUUCUCUUGCUGCAAGUCGUAGAGGAUUACUUGCGAAAACGAUACUCUCAGGCCACGAUCGAAGAAAUAGAGAUAAUUCGAACUUUCCUCAGGAACUGGAUGCAAAAAUUGGCUUCUGGAACUUUUGUGCCCUCAUUUCUCAUCAACAAGAUGGGUCAUAUAUUUUCGAUCGUAUUUUCUGUCGAUUUUCCCCUACGCUGGCCUCGCUUUAUGCAAGAAGUGUUCCUAGAGAGAGGUUUUCCCCAUCAAUCAAAUGUUCAUUUCUACCUAAAAACUCUGAUUUCAAUUGACCAAGAGGUUGUGGACCGAGAUAUUGAGCGUAGCAAAGAGCUUUUUGAUAGAAACACGAAAAUCAAGGAUGCUAUGCGAGAACUCUGCAUCAAAGACUGCGCGGAAAGUUGGUGGCAAAUUCUGGAAAAUCCAAACCUUUCUGCCGAUCAUUCAUUAGUCUUCGAUGUUGUUGCUGCAUACAUUGAUUGGAUUGAUUUGGAACUGGUCGCUACUGAACGAUUCGUGCCACUUUUGAUUAAAGGGUUGUCAAAUAACGAAUCUUCAGAGGCAGCAGUAAGAGCUGUUGAAGGACUUGUGCAAAAGGGUAUGCCUGCUCAGAAGAAACUGUCACUCACUUCUGCUUUGCUGGAAGUCAUCAAAUCUAACAGCCUCAUCGAAGUUAAAGAGGAUAGUGAUGAAGAUGAUUUGGAUAGAAUUGGAAAUCUUAUUGCCUUGAUCGGACAUCAAUUGAUCAUUGUCAACUCACAAAUUGAGAAGGAAGGUGGAACAACGGCUGAAGCUAUCCAUGCUCUAACUUUGGUCAGACAACUUAUCCCAAUUGCUCUUCGUUUGCUUAAUGAUGAAAAUCCUGAAAUUAGUGAGAUUGUGAUCGAUUUCUUAAGGGUCUAUGUGAUGCUUAUUCGCUCUAGUGCUGAACAGGAACACGUCGCUACAAUGGCUCAAAUAGUCAAUACGGCACUCAGGCGUUAUACAAUGCCCUCGGAGUUGAAUCCAGAUGGAGAGGGCGAAGAUGAAAUUCACUUUCAUGAUUAUCGCAAGCAACUACGACAACUUAUCAACCCAAUUGGAACAAAACGUGUGCAAUUGGUCGUCGAGCCUAUUGAGCAAAUGGUGUCACAAGUACUUUUGGCUGGUACAGCGAGCAAUAUUCGUUUGGUGGAAUCAGUAGUACAAUUGGUCUACGCGCUUUCUGAGAUGAUACCGUCUACUUUCACUCAACAAACAAAGGAAAAAGACGUAUGGCUUGUUCGUGCCACGCAACUACCCUUGGCUUUAUUGCAAGCGAUACCUCUUGAUGGCCGUUCUGCACAAGUUCACAUACAGUACUUCGAAAAUGCUUGCAGAUAUGAAAAGAUUGUGGGCACAUCUCCAGAUAAAAUUGUCCCAAUUGUGACAGAAGCAUUUUUAGAUGAAAGAGGAGUUAGCUUUCCGAAUGAAAAGGUUCGAACCCGGGUCGUAUACCUGUUUGUUCGUUUUGUCAAAGCUCAAAAGCAGGCCCUCAACCCUCUGGUUUCUCAAAUUGUUCCUCGAAUCGCUCCACUUCUUGCACCUGGCUCAACUGGUCUUUCUGAAGAUGACCAAGGAUUUUUAUUUGAAGUAACAGCAACGCUCAUAAUCUUUGGAAAUCUAGAACCCGCGCAAAAACGGCAAUUUCUUGAAGAACUCGCAACAACAAUAGCUUCCCGUUUUCAACAAGGCUUGGUCGAAUUAGCGGCUACGCGAGCAAGACGCGAUAAGGCAGCAACGGAACAAAUGAUGCAAUCACUUUCAGCCAUUGUUACUCAUGCAAGUCGUUUGUCAAAGGCCUUUUCAAAAGAGGUAACAAUGGUUGCUCAUUCAUGCUCUGAUCUAUUCAUGAAGCUACUUACGCUUUUCUUGGAAGCUUUGUCUCCGACCAACGUCUUCUUGCUAGAAAGUGUUCGCCAACUUACCCAUCGUUUAGUAGUGUGCAUAGAACAAGAGAUGCUUGUUCUACUGCCAAGUGUUUUGGGAAAACUUGGGGAGUGCAGUCAAGAUUUAGACUCAAUGCAACACUUGUUGAUUCUUUGUCAUCAAAUUGUUUCAAAGCAUGGGAAAGCCGUUUUGAAGUCCGGUGUUGAUUUUGGGAUGAUAUUGACAAAUGCGGCCCGAUUCUCGGCCGACCCAGAAACGCAGUCAAAACUUCCACAAGAUGAAGCCAAUAAGAGAGCUUUGCUGUAUUGUCAACGGGCAUUCGGACAAUUCUUGUACAGCGUCGUCUCCAGUGAGACACUGACUGAUCUUGCUCCAGGAGCUGCAUCUGAUAUGAUUGUUGAAGCCGCUCGUCAGCUCUCGUUCUUAGCCGAUUCUGCAGUUCAAAAGGCGUGCAUUAUGAGCCUAAGCAAGUGUGCGGUUCUCAGCGUAACGCAAAAUGGAGGACGCUGGUUUGAAAUCGGGAUAAGAACGAUAUUAGAAGUUCCGGCUCUUCCGCACAUCUCUUCAACAGAUGCAAGCAGUCAAUUGGUAGUUCACGAAUGCUCAAUUGGACUACUAGCAAUGCGAGCAGCAGCCACUCCCCAAUUUGAUACUAUUGUUGCUGGUCUGAUGCCCGAGGAAAUGAAUAGGAACCUACACACAUUGCUUACUACGAUGAAGGGUCGAGAUUUGGACAAAAGCUUGAUCGCCUUCUACGCUCCAUUGAAACAACAGCAACAA
Molecule: messenger RNA, 2859 nt
Organism: Mesorhabditis belari
Lineage: Eukaryota; Metazoa; Nematoda; Chromadorea; Rhabditida; Rhabditidae
Source: the annotation of a GenBank genome assembly